Molecule: messenger RNA, 1570 nt
Organism: Polyodon spathula (Mississippi paddlefish)
Lineage: Eukaryota; Metazoa; Chordata; Actinopteri; Acipenseriformes; Polyodontidae
Product: RNA-binding protein 38-like
Exons: 4
Coding region: 270-965 (231 amino acids)
Cellular component (GO): cytosol
Molecular function (GO): RNA binding
Source: RefSeq, a predicted model, not a curated record
AUCCUUCAAGAAGAAGAAAAGGAAAAAAAAAAAAUAAAAAAAAUAACAAUAUUAGAAGUGUAAGAUUUACCCCAAAAGAAAUAUCCGAAUGGAAUAAACAAUCAAACAUUAUUGACAAACUGGAGGGGAAAACAACAGAGAGACACUGCCUACCUCGUCAAUCUUAAAUAAUGUUUUAAAAAAAGAUAUAUAUUUUUAAGAAAACUAUUUAAAAACGUAAACUUUCUACAUUGUAUUGUACGCAUCGGUAUUAUUAUUAUUAUUAUUUAAUGAUUUUGCAUCGACCCUUGAUUUGCUCUUCAGAAGCUAUGCAUACGGUUCAAAAGGACACUACUUUUACAAAGAUAUUUGUCGGUGGGUUACCGUACCAUACCACGGACUCUUCCCUAAGAAAAUACUUCCAGGUUUUUGGGGAUAUCGAAGAAGCGGUCGUCAUUACAGACAGACAGACCUCCAAGUCUAGAGGCUAUGGCUUUGUCACCAUGGUGGAGCGGAGUGCUGCAGAGAUGGCCUGUAAAGACCCCAAUCCCAUCAUCGAUGGCAGGAAGGCCAACGUGAACCUGGCUUACCUGGGAGCCAAACCCCGCAACAUGCAGACAGGUUUUACUAUUGGUGUUCAGCAGAUUCACCCAGCCCUAAUCCAGAGGCAGUAUGGGCUGGCUCAGCAGUACAUGUACCCUCAAGCCUUCAUCCAGCCCAGCUUGAUGAUCCCCAGCCAGCUGUCCUCCGUUGGCUCCCCCUAUGCCGACUACAAUGCCAUCUGCGCCCAGUACGCCUCGGCCGCCUUCGAGCAGUACCCUUACGCAGCCUCGCCCGGGUUCCUGGGCUACAGCUACCCCCACCCCACUGUCAUCGCCGCAGCAGCUAGUGCCAUGCAGCAGCCCCUCUCCACAGCUGCCCACACUCCCACCGCUGCCUUCGUACAGUACCCCUCCCAGCAGGUCCAACCCGACCGCCUGCAGUAGAUUGGGCUUGGGGGUGAGUCAAUGGGGGGACGAGGGUGGCAAUAAUCGCACGAGGGGAAGGGGAUCAACUUAUUGCACUAUAAUAAAGAGGACUGCUGUCGAGCGGAAGGAAACUGGAUUGCAACAAGGGCUUCCAUUUCACUUCCCUCCUCUCUUGUUGCGAGAAGAUUGUUGUUGAAACCAAAAAACUGUAAUCGGCAAGACCAAGGAUUAGCUGGGAUUCCGGUACUCUGUCACUGGAAAAAGAGCUCAGAUUAAAUUUUGAAAGGUGGGGACAGGACUAGAAAGAAAUACAAAGAUCUUGAGCAGUUUUUUCACCGAUAAUCGUCCUCUACCAAUCACCUUCACUGUGUUUGGAGGAUGUCUCAUAAUGGUGAGGUACUACAGAAGACAGGCUUGAAGUUAGCACCCUCUGUUCUACAGAAAGAGGAAAAUCAAACCACAUAGCAGGAGGACUUUGAAGACCGCUGGCUAUUGAUUCAAAAUGUAUUAGAAGAGCUGGUCACUGGAGAUGUCAACACCACAAGCCAAUUUAAAAAACAAAAUGUAGAUAAGAUAUUCUCUCUCUUGCUCAAUCGCUCUCUCUCUCUCUCUCUCUCUUCCAU